AUGUCUAUUUAUGAUGUAUUUGUUCCCGUUUCUCUGCAUUCACAUGCUUCAUCUGUGCCACUGUUCAAUGGGCUCAAUUUCUCUGACCGGUGUGAACAAGUCCAGUUCAACUUAGGUGUUUUAGACUUGGACUUCGACUUGACACUUCAAGUUGAGAAACCUAUUGAUCUUACUAAUGAGAGUAGUGCUCAUGAAAGAUCUUUCCAUAAGGCUAGGGAAAGGUCAAACAGAUUAAGUUUAAUAUUAAUGCGGAUGACCUUAGCAAAGAAUAUCAAGUCUAUUAUCCCUAAAACUGAUAAUGCUAAGGAAUAUAUGAAGUUUGUGGAAUAA
This is a messenger RNA of Olea europaea var. sylvestris, 330 nucleotides long. RefSeq lists its product as uncharacterized. NCBI's taxonomy places the organism in Eukaryota, Viridiplantae, Streptophyta, Magnoliopsida, Lamiales, Oleaceae. The record is from RefSeq and is a predicted model, not a curated record. The transcript is spliced from 2 exons. The coding region runs from base 1 to 330 and encodes 109 amino acids.